This is a messenger RNA of Coturnix japonica (Japanese quail), 2788 nucleotides long. Its product is annotated as leukocyte elastase inhibitor-like. Gene Ontology annotation, molecular function: serine-type endopeptidase inhibitor activity. The record is from RefSeq and is a predicted model, not a curated record. Gene Ontology annotation, biological process: negative regulation of endopeptidase activity; negative regulation of interleukin-1 beta production. Lineage: Eukaryota; Metazoa; Chordata; Aves; Galliformes; Phasianidae.
UGUCAGACCAAUGCUCAGUCAGGGCUGAGAGUGGGUGGAGUGGAAGUGGGCAACCUCUGCUCCCAGGGCUUUGUCUGGGAACGGGGUGGCAGCAGGGUGAAAAGUAGAAUACUUUCUGCCCCUUCCUACCUAUAGAGGCUGCUGCUGGAGUGCAUUAGUGGUUCCAUGCUGUAAGUGAAAGCAAAAGUACGCUCCGUUAAUGUAACUGCAAUAACAGCUGCCGUAAACAAAGCCUUGAGAAGGGAGAAGCUAGAAGCAGCCCUAUCUACAAAUCCCAGUGCAAACAAAUAGGAGGGAUCCCAGCUGCACAAGCAGGAAGAUUUUACAGCAUUGCCUGCCGCCUUCCUUUGCGUAAUAAUCUGCCCGCCCCAGCGCUGCACCUUUCACCCCACUCCCAGAGACCUCACAGCUCCAGCCUCCAGCUUGCUGCUGAGUUCUCUCCUGCUGGCUUGGUGUUCCCUAGCAGCUGUAAAGCAUCACAGGAGCUGCAGCUAUGGAGAGCCUGAGCAACGCCAAUGGCAGAUUUGCACUUGAUCUCUUCAGAAGGCUGAAUGAAACCACCCCAGCGGGAAACGUCUUCUUCUCUCCCCUCAGUAUUUCUACUGCUCUGGCCAUGGUUCUUCUCGGGUCCAGAGGCAACACAGCGGCACAGUUCCUGAAGACAUUGCAUUUUGAUGAAGUUGAAGAUCUACACUCAAGAUUCCAGUCUCUGACCACAGACAUAAACAGAAGGGAUUCUUCCUGCCUCCUACGGAUUGCUAAUAGGCUUUUUGGAGAGAAAUCCUACAGCUUUCUGCAGGACUUCCUGACUAAUACUCAGAAGUUAUAUGGAGCUGAUUUGGCUGCAGUUGAUUUUCUUCAGGCUUAUGAUGAAACCCGGAAGGAAAUUAACCAGUGGGUAGAGGAGAAAACUGAAGGUAAAAUCCCUGAUCUGCUCUCUGAAGGCUCAGUUAAUAGCAUGACCAAGCUGGUACUGGUCAACGCUAUUUAUUUCAAAGGGAACUGGGCAGAGAAAUUUGAAGAAGCCAACACUGCUGACAUGCCAUUUCGGUUGAAUAAGAAUGAAAGAAAGACAGUGAAAAUGAUGUAUCAGAAGAAGAAAUUUCGUUUUGGGUACAUCUCCGACAUGAAAACCCGCGUUUUGGAGCUGCCCUAUGAUGGAAGGGAAUUCAGCAUGAUCAUCCUGUUGCCUGAUGAUAUUGAAGACGACUCCACUGGACUGCAGAAGCUGGAGAAGCAGCUCACCUUAGAGAAGCUCCAGGAGUGGACGUGUCCAGAGCAUCUAUAUUCCACUGAUGUCCAUGUGCAUUUGCCUAAAUUUAAGCUAGAAGAAAGCUAUGACCUUAGAUCAGAUUUAUCAGCUAUGGGCUUGUUGGACAUAUUUGACAGUGCCAAGGCUGACUUGUCGGGAAUGUCAGGGGGACACGACCUUUUCCUCUCUAAAAUUGUCCACAAGGCUUUUGUAGAAGUGAACGAGGAAGGCACAGAAGCUGCAGCUGCUACUGCUGGCAUUGCGAUGCUUUGCAUGGUUAUGGAAGAGGAUUUCAAUGCUGACCAUCCUUUCCUUUUCUUUAUUCGCCACAACCCAACACAGAGCAUGCUUUUCUUAGGGAGGUAUGCUUCUCCAUGAAAAAUAGACCAUCAUUUGCAGAGCAGGUUCUGCUGCAAUCAGCAAAUGCUUUGCUUAUAAGUUCAAUGUAGAUAUAGAAGCUAUGGUUCCUGUUUUGAGUUCUCAGUAACUGUCACUAUGAUUCUGCAUUUCACAUUAAAAUAAUGAGAAAAAAAUGGAUUAAUAACUCUUUUCCCCUCUAGAGAUUCAGAGUUACUAGGAAAUAACGACAACAGAAACGUAAUAGCAGGCAGAAGGAAUCUUUUGAAACCAGAUUAGGAAUAUACAUAUUGAUGGAAGUAAAUUGAACUUCCACCCUCUCUCUCUGUAAGGAUUUAUCUGUACUUACACUUAAGGCUGACAACCCCCAUUACAGUACAGUCUAGUCAUUUCAUAUAUGUGUGAACUAGGAUGUAGUUGGAAAGCUAUUUCUUCCAUAAAGUCUCACUCUUCAGAUAUUCAUUAAUAUCAAAAUAAAUAAGCGUAUAGUAAUACUUCUAGGUACCAAGAGACUUCCAAAACAGCUGAGUUUACCCAAUUCUGUCACUGAAUAGAAGGUCAGAUAACAUUUGUUUGGAGACAGCUAUUAAUAAACAACGGAUUAAACUAUUUAAACAAAAGUAACCCCUUCCGGACCUUAGCCAGGAAAGUAACAACUUUUAAAUGAGGAAGAAGGCAAACUAAUGCCUUUAGGUGAUAUGGCUAAAGAGAGUUUUUCAAAGGUGGAACUGGGUGCCAUUUUAGUUAUGGGGAAGUAUGAACACUUCUGCCAGUUCAGGUGUUUGCAAUAGGGAAUAGCUUCUGGCUAGAUGCUAAGCGAGCCUCAAAAAUAAACUUCUCAGCUUCCCUGAAGAUGGCUGCCUGCAAUCUGCAACUAAUACCGAUGUUUAUAUAAAAAAUUCAACAUUGGUUGAGCUCUGACGUCCACUACCUGUUCAUACACAACUCCAUACAUUAUACAACCGCCUUAAGCCUGAGAGCCACUAUAUACUGUUAAUAUUCUGUUAUUUCUGAAUGUUACUUUUCUGUGUUGCAUAUAUUCUGGAUACUGUUCCUUGUGUUUAUCUGUACAGUCUCAGUUCUAAGUAGGGCACAAUCAUUUAUGCAAUUGUAAACUGCAUAGCAGUUCUUUUCAAUAAGCACCAAAUAAAAAGUUUAACUUGUAUUCCAAACAGAAAA